CGGUGUGCUGACAUCUGCAAAAGAAAGAUAUUGUGAUUAAUAAAUUUUAUAUAUAAAGAUGUUGACAGACUUACCUUUUGGCCUACGGAGGUAUCGCAUUUGCUGACAAGAUGAGUGGAGGUGUAUGCCUGCUUUUUAAACUAACAUAAAAUAAAACGAAUCUUACAUUACGAUGAGGCGAUGAGCGAAACGUUGGACUUUUACGGGCGAACUUCUUUAAUCCAAAGUAAAAAAUUUGAAUGCAAAUUACAAAUAUACUAAUAUAUAUCUAUUAUAUUUGAUUUACCGUUUAUUUGUGGUUCUCCAAGCCCAAUUCUCCAUCCCAUUCCGCUGAGCGAUUUGUGGGCGCACCUUUCCUAUCCUGAAAUAGAAAAUGAAAAAUAAGUAAUUUAUAAGAAUUCACUUAAAAUUUUAAUUACCUUUACUUUGCAACGUUUUCCGCCCGACUUUCCUUCAAAACGAAGACACAUUUUUAACAAUUUUCUGAACCCAGUUUAUCCCAGUUAACAAUAAAUGAAUUACGAAGCCUAGCAGAUUUGUUCUGUGCGUCACUCCGUUAUUGCAGAAGCCUGCUUCCCUGAAGAAUGCAACCCGUGCUACUAUUGUUGCCUGCAGGCGCUUGUCGAUGUUUUCUUCUAUCAUAUGGUUCAUCAUCACGAACUUGUAUAUGUCACAGACGUUAUGAGAUGCGCCAUAUACUUCAGGCUUGGCGAAUUCGGGUUUUAGAUAUUUGUGGGCUUUGAUGACGACGUCUCUCGGGUCAUUUGCAUCUUCUUUUCUUACCGUGAGAUCUUCCAGGCAUACUUGGCGAUGCAGCUGCUCAUGUAUGUACUGGGUUAUUCCGCAGCCCGUGAAUAGCGAGAUGUAGUCGUCCUCUUUUCUAGCUAUUUUUCCGGUAACUACAUCGUCGAAUAUCACACCAUCUUCCAAAUGGCAGCAAAUCUUCUUCGGCCUGUUCUCCCAUCGUGUAAUCCAUCAAGUUUAUAAGAUGGUAAUCGUCUGUGGUACACUGUCUGCUGCCCCAAAAAUUUUUUGGAAAUUUAAUUAGACGUUUGAUCAGCUUAUUAUUAUUUGGGUCGUCGGUCUGGUACGUUUUCUCUGCACUAGCGCUAUCUUGCAGAAGAAACAUUCCAGUAUGUCUUGGCUUAUCCUGUAGGACUGAAUAGUUUCACCAGGGUACUCCUCCAGCAGCCCAUCCAUUAAUUUCAUAUAUCUGUCUAUAGUUUGCACGGUGUCGCCCGCUACCAGUUCCGCCUCGAGGUGGUAUUGAGGUGUUCUUUAACUGUUUCUAGCUCUGCUUUUUGGGCCUGCCAAUUGGUGCUGUUGAUUUUGCUGUCAUGGAAAACUGAGUUAAAUUUUGUCAUGGCGGCAUAGAGUUCGUACGUCCGAACUUCUACGUCACUACUGAUGAUUCCUCGCUCAAGUGCUAUUUCCAACAUUGCUGGCAUAGCUGGUGUAAAAAAUUGGAGUGCUUCGACUAUAGACAUGACUGAAGUAAUAAGCAAGCUGGCACCUCUCCUCUUCGUUUUUCGCAGCCAAUUUUAUACAAUAGUGCCUUUCAACACAAUUACAGGGAGUAAAGGACAAACCACGGGUUUAACAGCUCUUACAGAGUGCAGGAUUGUAAAAUUAGUAUUUGGGUAUUCUAAAAAUCGAAAUCAUAAAGUUAAUGUACGCGGAUUCAAAUCUCACUGCGGUAAAGUUUACCUUGGCAACUAUAGUAAGUGGUCAGUCGACGAAGGCGUUGUACACACCUGUAACAUUAAAAGGAGAACUUUUUUACAAAUUAUAUUGAUGAAAUUUAUAUCAGUUUUCUAUAACUCUAAAAUUUGUGUUUUGAAUAUUACCUUUUUAUUACGUAUUUUAAAUUGACGGCAUAAACUAUUUAGGCUCGUGUCUCAACACUUAAAUCUACACCAUGCAGCAGAAUAAGUGAAAUAGUCGUAAACGGAGUCACUUUUCAUAAAUGUUUUGACUAGUUUGUUUUUUCUAUUUUUAUAUUUAAUUCUCUUGUUAAAUCAUGCUGGGCACAGGCUUCAAGAACGAGGUUUCUUGAUCGGAACGGAUGAAGAAAUAGCUAGGUUCAAUACGUUAUAAAGUGAUGAUAUUGCGGUUUCAAUUUUUCCAGCAAAAAAAUCGAGCAUAAUGGGUGAUGAGAUUGAGGCAGUCAAAUAGUAGUUUUGUUAAAAUCAUACUACUUAUUGAGGAGGUUCGAUUUGGCAUGUUAGAGCAGUUUAACGAACCAUCAUGCCUAUAAGAGAAGGAAAUACAAAUUGCUGGAUAAUAUGUAUCCUCAGCUAAACUAAAAUGCGGACAGCGAUUUACCACUUUCUACGGAAAAUUGACAAAGAAAAGAUCUGGCCAUCUGCCAUUACAAUAGGAGUACGGUCAUAUUGCAGUAAAUUACGAUCAAAUAAUUAAUCGAAAAACACAAUAGCUCUAUCAAUGUUGAAGUGGGGACCUAAUAAGUAGAAUUAUCACUAUAACACCAAGUAAAUUGUGGCAAAUUGAAGUGCCCUCGACGGUGACUAUAUUAGUAGGUUUAGACUUUUUGGCGACGUCACAAAUUAGGGCCGCGUGUUUCUUAUAAAUGGAGAUAUCCGUAUUUAGGAGAAUAUAGAAUCAAGUUACGUAUAACUUUUUAUUGGCAAUUCUCGCCUGAAAGGCAAUGAAUUCAACGUCGGGAGGAGUGGUUGCGCUUAAGUUUAUUUUCAAUUUAUAAGGUUACGCCUAAGUUUAUUUUCAAUUUAUAAGGUUGUGCCUAAGUUUAUUUUCAAUAUGCAAACACAGCCAUUUGGUUGCGCCUAAGUUUAAGUAAUCUUUAUAAUUGAUACAUAGCGUUAGAAGGUGGUCUCUUUUAGAGACAAGCGUUUCAAUAGAAAUGAUCUUUAGAAUACGAAUCGGUCUUGAGGGUGUAUCUAUUGGUUAUGCAAAAAGUUGUCGAAAUGGGUGGGAGCAAUAAAUUACUAUAUGAAGCCGAUGAAAGUAUGUCACUGCUUAUUAAAAACGCCAACACCGACGACGCUGGUAUCUACUCGUUCCAUGCCGUGAAUGAUUUGGGUGAAGGUACUUCAGAAAUUAAUUUAACCAUUAAGGCUCCCCCUAAAAUCAAGAAGAUUACAGAUGUCACGUGUAACAUUAGCGAAACAUUCGACGCAGCUACCACGGAUUAUUUUCUAUAAAAUAUGAAAUUAUUUCUCACUUCCAUUACAGUUCGAUACAACUACCACGGAUACUAUCUGAAAUUAUUUCUCACUUUCAUUACAGUUCGACACAACUACCACGGAUUAUUUUCUAUACUGUAUGAAAUUAUAUUUUAGGGACAUUAAAUUAAUUACUACUGUAAUUAAAUCAAAAGAAAUAAUAAAUAAAUACAUCAUUUUUCAAUACACAAU
This is a messenger RNA of Glossina fuscipes, 3395 nucleotides long. Its product is annotated as obscurin-like. The record is from RefSeq and is a predicted model, not a curated record. The transcript is spliced from 4 exons. The coding region runs from base 2928 to 3182 and encodes 84 amino acids. NCBI's taxonomy places the organism in Eukaryota, Metazoa, Arthropoda, Insecta, Diptera, Glossinidae.